GUUCUCAUAUCUUAAACCCAAACCUGGAUUUCCAAGGCAGCCUGCAAACCACGAAUCCAGCAGAAAUCUCUCUAUCAAACCUCCCAACAAAAACCCAUCUUUUUUUCUUUGCCAUUGAAACCCUAAAUCCUGCUGUUUAUCUGCUCCCGCCUCUCCAAGAAUGCAUAAAUCCCUCUCAUCUUGACCCCCUAAACAGGGAGGUUUCGUCUCAGAAAUCCUUUUCCUGAAUUGGGUUUUCCUCAGACAUGGCGGAGAUAUCAUCUCUCAUGGCAUCUGCCACGUUCCCUGGGAUUUUCCACCAAGAACAAGGCAUCUGCAGGGCUUCCAAGGAUUUUCAACCCCUUUCACCGACUCACGGCACCAGACCGGAGAUUCUGAGAUCAUGUUGCUUGAGGCUGGGGCCACCUCGGCUUGAGAAUUCAUGGAAAUCCGCAUGCCCUUUAGCAGAGUCCAACCAGUCAAUCAUGCUUGCUUCAACUGUCAAGAAACCUGUACUUGUGGAUGUGCAAGAUACUCGCCCUGACUCAGUACUCUUUAGCUUUGGGAUAGCGGAACAGUGUGCGAAACAGGAAAAGAUCUUGCAAUAUCUCAUGUCAGGAUCUAAAGCAGAACGGGGACUAAAUAUUUCGCUACUAUCCGACCUGAUGGGACUUGAUACAGUGGCUAUUGACAUGCCCCAUUUGUCAGCAGCUGAUGGCGAAUUUUCUCCUUAUGAUGUUGGUGGUGACGAUGCUCAUCAGACUUCCCUGAUCUAUCCAGGGAGUGGGUUUUAUGUUCCGAAGCUUCUUUUGGAUCUUGUUGGGGAUUUGGCCCCUAGUUCGAUGAUUACAGUACAUCCAGAUGGUCGAGUCUUGUUCACAGCCACUGGGGCUGAUGUGAAGGAUCUACUUUCAAUGGUUGCGGAGUUUUACCCCUUGAAGACCUCAACUAUAUGUAGCAAGAAAUCAGUAUUGGUGCCACACUUUCCCCGAACGGACAGUGCAGGCGCACAAGCCAAUGUCUGCGGAUCGUCUCUGAAGCUACAAACUUUGACUGUUGCACCCAUAAAGAGCCCCGAGAAGAUCAAGCUGAAACCAUUACCAAGGAAAAAGCAAAGCAAGAAAUCAGGCAGGGAGAGGGACCUCUAUAGAAAGAGCUACUUCCAUGCAUGUGAAAGCCUUCUAUCUGUACUCCUCAAUAAACGGAGGGGGAAGAUGGCAAUCCUUUCGCUGAAGAAAUCUGGACCAGAACUCCCUCAACUCCUGACCCAAUUCUCAGUCGGGAUCGCUGGGACCGGCCUUGCCGUCAUCUUCUCUGUCUUCUGUAAGGUCGCAGGUGGAAGAGUGCCGUUUUGUGCCACCAAGCUGCUGAAUACUGGAUUUGGGCUAGGACUGGUCUGGCUUUCGUGGGCAUUCAACCACUUUAGAGAUACAAUCGUCUAUGUCAGCAAGAAUUCAAGCAGGGUGGUUUUGAAUGAGGAUGAGAUUGUGAGGAAAGUCGAUAGAAGUGUGAAUGAGAUUUUCUUCAGGGCUGUGACGUUAAUGGCGGUUGCAGUGCUGAGGUUUGCAUGAGUAAAAAGGCAAGGAGAUUUUGGAGUUGGGUUUUUCCUUUUUCCUACCAUAAGCUAAAGGUGUGAAAAUCUUGGGACAUGGGUACUUUUCUAACCUUAGUUUUAUGGCAGUUGAUGUGUUUAGGUGGGUGGGGUACACAUUUAAGUGGUAAUCAGGAGCAUGUAACGAUACAAUAAGGCUUUGUAUAUGGUAGUUUGGCUUCUGGUUGAA
Molecule: messenger RNA, 1760 nt
Organism: Magnolia sinica
Lineage: Eukaryota; Viridiplantae; Streptophyta; Magnoliopsida; Magnoliales; Magnoliaceae
Exons: 5
Coding region: 246-1550 (434 amino acids)
Source: RefSeq, a predicted model, not a curated record